Verticillium alfalfae VaMs.102 is the source of this 1024-nucleotide messenger RNA. Its product is annotated as 60S ribosomal protein L10. The transcript has 3 exons. Gene Ontology annotation, biological process: ribosomal large subunit assembly; translation. Gene Ontology annotation, cellular component: cytosolic large ribosomal subunit; ribosome. The record is from RefSeq and is a predicted model, not a curated record. Lineage: Eukaryota; Fungi; Ascomycota; Sordariomycetes; Glomerellales; Plectosphaerellaceae. Gene Ontology annotation, molecular function: structural constituent of ribosome. Bases 31 to 699 code for a protein of 222 amino acids.
CCGACCGGAACCCCCGCGAAUACCGUCAAAAUGGCUCGCCGUCCCGCUCGUUGCUACCGGUACUGCAAGAACAAGCCGUACCCUAAGUCGCGGUUCAACCGUGGUGUCCCCGACCCUAAGAUUCGCAUCUUCGACCUCGGUCGCAAGCGCGCCAAUGUCGACGACUUCCCCCUCUGCAUCCACAUGGUGUCGAACGAGUACGAGCAGCUGAGCUCCGAGGCUCUUGAGGCCGCCCGUAUUUGCGCCAACAAGUACUUCGUCAAGACUGCCGGCAAGGAAGCCUUCCACCUCCGCGUCCGCGCUCACCCCUUCCACGUCGUCCGCAUCAACAAGAUGUUGUCGUGCGCUGGUGCCGAUAGAUUGCAGACCGGUAUGCGUGGUGCCUGGGGCAAGCCCAACGGCACUGUCGCCCGUGUCAACAUCGGCCAGAUCAUCAUGAGCGUCCGCUGCAAGGAUUCCCACCGUGCCGUCGCUCUUGAGGCCCUCCGCCGCUCGCAGUACAAGUUCCCCGGUCGCCAGAAGAUCAUUAUCUCCAAGAACUGGGGCUUCACUCCCCUCCGUCGUGAGGAGUACCUCGAGAAGAAGGCUGCCGGCCGCGUCAAGGUCGACGGUGCCUACGUCCAGUUCCUUGCCAACCACGGCAACCUGGCCCAGAACAUCCGCCGCUUCCCCGAUGCCUUCGCCGAGACCGAGGCAUAGAGGAUGUUGUCGAAACGUCUGGGUGAUGAAUGGGUUUCUAAGGAUUGGCGUCUAGAGUGAAAGCACGUCCCGUUUGGGACCUUGCUACGGUAGGGCCCAGAUAGGAAUUUGAUCAUCUGCAUUCCCAUGACCAGAGAUGUCCCAUGUCGCCUUUGUGAUGGUCGCCUCAAUAAUCCUGGCUAUGAUCGCGACGCCAAAGUGCAGAUUUCGAAACAUAGUACGGCGCUUUUAUUGAAAGAUUGGUGAACAGCAGGGUCAUCACAGAAACGUUAACUUGUAUAAUGUUCAGGAAUCACUGGAUCAAUAGGAAGAGCUUGUUACACUG